AACAAGAUUUAAAUGAGUUUGAUUCGAAUGAUAUAAUUGAUAAUCAACCGGAAUAUUUGGAUAAUUCAGCUAUUGAAGAGUCUCACAAUUCAGCUAUUGAAGAGUCUUAUGAUUCAGCUGUUGAAGAUUCACCCAAUUCUGCUAUUAAAGAGUCUCCCAAUUCUGCUAUUGAAGAAUUACAAGAUUCACAAGAUUCACAAGAUUCAAUCGAAGUACUGUACUCACAGGAUUUUCAAAAAG
Molecule: messenger RNA, 240 nt
Organism: Racocetra fulgida
Lineage: Eukaryota; Fungi; Glomeromycota; Glomeromycetes; Diversisporales; Gigasporaceae
Source: the annotation of a GenBank genome assembly